AAAAUACACUAAGUGGUGUUCUCCUUUAUUUCUUCAAAACUUGCAAGUAACAUAUAGCUUGUUAAUCAAUGUACUCCGUUAAUUGCUUAAAAGUCACCAAAACCUAAAAAACAAAUCCUCGCAAGCAUCAUCAUUCUCAUCCAGAUCUCUUGCCGUGUUUGUAUAUCUUAAAAACAUAUUUUCUAUACCCUUUUGUGUUCCAUUCUAAAUUGCAUUUUCUUCCUUAAGAGAUAACUUCGUUAGCCUUUCCAAACCCUUUUAGCAUAUAUUUUCUACAUUUGAGGAGUUGACUUCAGCGCCAUGAAUCCAAGAAGCUCUUCAACAGCUUAUGGUGUCCGUAGCUUUGCCACCUUGCUGAUAUGCCGCUAUAGAGUUAGUCAGGGGAGCUCAAUCGGUGUUCCGGCCCACAAGCAUAUCAGCGGAGAUAUGAGGCUUUCCAAGAUGGGGUAUGGCAUUGGUAACUCAAUGCAUCAAGCCCUAACCAUUUCCCGUGGCAAUUCUACAAAAAGACCAGAGUCUAAAAUGGAACAGGAAGAUACCUUACAUAUUCUGCCGUCUGAUCCAGCUUCUCCAAAGCCUAGCAUCUUUUAUUGGGUAAAAUGGGUUUUGGGCACGAUCUUGCCCUUGCUCUUCUCAUCAUGGAAGCAAAAAUGGGACAACAUUCUAAAGCUAGAAGAUAAGCUGGAAGAGGUUGUUAAAGAGGUUGAGGAAGUGGCUGAGGUGGUAGAAAAAGUUGCGUCCACAACCGAAAAAUUAUCAGCAGAGGUUGCAGAGAAUCUAAACAAUGGUGAAAUGAGAGAAAUUGCUCUGAUGGUAGAACAUGUAUCUAGUGUUACUGUAAAGGAUGCUCGAAUGACCCAAAAUUUCCUCCACAAGGUUGGUGAUCUGAAGCAAGACUUGGCAGAGUUGGAGAAUUUGGUAGAAUCCGCCAAAGAUAAAAUGGAACACAAAAAGUAGAUAAUGAACAAAGGAUACAUUUUCACUAGAUAUCUUACUUCUGUCGAAAAAAUCGUAAAUUAAUGUACCUUGUGUGUAUAUAUUCAGCAGAUAUGCUAAAUCGUGUAUAUAAAAUUAACACCAGGAUUAUGAAAACCGUGAGAGAACUUGAGAUAUAACAUUAGAUCAAAUUUGAUGUGUUGUUAUUUUGAAAAAAACAGAAUACAAAUGACUGUAUACAAACACCUAUUUCCCUCGCUUUAACUAUCAACCAACACAUUAUAUGCAAUGCCAAGAUGGCAUAAGAGCAUGCACGAUAGUGGAGAUUGUCCGAUAAGUGUUUGGGUGACACGUUAGUGUCGGGAAAACAAAACCGGUUAAGCUGAUGAUUUGGCUAAUAUCGGUGAAAUCUUUAAAGAAAAAGUCAUUGUCAUGCUUGUUAUUGCAGGUCUUACGUGAGGACUACAAUGGAUUAAAGUCAACCCUUCUUGCUCGACAGGUUCCCACAGCCUUCAAUGAAUUGAAUGGGCUUUUUUUUUUUUUUAAAUCAUGAUUACAUGAUUAAAUAGUUGGUUCCUUGGCGUCUUGAUACUGGCUCUAACAUGUAGCACCAAACCACUCUAGCAUCGGCACCGCUGAACCAUACUAUACUAUGGUGAUGAGUCCCUCCAUGUUCGCAAUGGUAACGGCUUACCUAUUUUACAUAUUGGUUCCACUAACUUUUAUUCUCCGAAGAAAACUUUUUCCUUAACGAAUAUUCUUCAUGUUCCACAAAUCAAACCUCACCUUCUUUCUGUUGAACAAUUUUGUCAUUGAUAAUAAUCUUUUCUUUGAAUUUCAUGAUAGUUUUUAUGUUGUCAUUGAUAAUAAUCUUUUCUUUGAAUUUCAUGAUAGUUUUUAUGUUAUGACGGAUGAGAUUUCACGCAAUACCAUCCUCACGGGACCAAGUGAACAUGUGAUCUACUUGUUUCAUCUUCCGUCUUUUCAACCGGUUUCAAGAAGUGUUUUUACAGUUGUUCGUGCUCUUGUCUACACAUUGCUCGUGCUCUUGUCUACACAUGGCAUCAACAGCUUGGUCAUCCACAUGCAUAACUUUUGAAUUCAAUGUUAUCUAAAUACUCUCUUCCUAUUUUGCAUAAAAACUCGAGUUCGCCUUUUAAUGCUUGACAUAUACGAAAAUCCUCAAAACUAUUUUUACCAUUGUCUACUUAUAAAAGUUCUUGCAUUCUA
Molecule: messenger RNA, 2166 nt
Organism: Lactuca sativa (garden lettuce)
Lineage: Eukaryota; Viridiplantae; Streptophyta; Magnoliopsida; Asterales; Asteraceae
Source: RefSeq, a predicted model, not a curated record